Messenger RNA from Marchantia polymorpha subsp. ruderalis, 920 nucleotides. Lineage: Eukaryota; Viridiplantae; Streptophyta; Marchantiopsida; Marchantiales; Marchantiaceae. The record is from the annotation of a GenBank genome assembly.
CCAAGUUGUACUGAAUAUUGCUUGCUUGAUCUAUUGUUGGCUUGUGCAGAAUUCGAUUGGCUUGAAUGCCCCACGAUCUGCCCACGCCCAUGUGAACGAGUAUGUCCUGCUUCGGCUAUAAAGUUUCAAAACUCGAAUCAGAAAGCUUCUUCUAACCACAUGGACGGUGGCGUAGUUGUUGAUCGAUGUUCUGGUUGUGGUCGAUGCCUUCCAAUAUGCCCUUUGGGUCUCAUUAGUGCCACAUCUUAUGUGCGACCUUUAGAGACCGUGGCCAGUUUGUUGCGUAGUGAAGAUGUGGAUGCUGUUGAAUUACAUACAGGAGCGGGACAUUUGAGCGCCUUUCGAGAGUAAGUUUCCCAGCUGGGAAAUGCUUUUUCGUCUCUGAAACUUGUAGCUGUCAGUGUACCUGAUUUAGAGGAGUUAAUGAUUCCAACUCUAAACGCCAUGUAUACGUCUAUGAAACCUUUCGUGAAGAAUCUCAAUCUCUGGCAGUUGGAUGGUCGGCCGAUCAGUGGAGAUAUUGGAGUUGGUGCCACAAGAGCAGCCAUAAUGUUGGCUCAAAAGGUGGUUUCGUCUUCAGAGAGACCUCCAGGUUUUAUCCAACUUGCUGGAGGAACAAAUGCGCAUACUGCAACAGCUUUAAAGAACGUGGGCUUGCAACGCUGGAUAACAUACGAGAAUCAUGGGGUAUCUCAGCAAUACGAAGACAACCAAAGUAGGUCUGCAGUGAUCGCAGGAGUUUAUGCACGGAAGGUGCAUAAACCGUGCAUAUCCUCCGUGCAUACGGAGGAUAUGCACGGAAGGUAAGAACUAAGUUGACUGUUGGACCCAUACGCUCUCCAUUCUGGUUAAGAGUGCUAAAUUCUUUGACUGAUAUUCCUCAAUUUCGUGUACUCCUGUUCUUAAAAGGAAUCGGCAUC